AUGAGUUCCUCCAAACCCGGCAGCAACCUGCCUCAGCAGGGACCUGGGUCCGGCUCGGGUAAUGGCGGCAAAGACUUACUCUCAGGACAUGAGAGCUCCAAGGUGUCAUCUACCAUGCUGUCGCCUGGCUCGCGGAACACCACGGAUGUGGACGCUCAGUCCGCGAAGCUGAUCCAGAUACUGACAGAUAUGACAAAGGAUGUGGUAUGUGACAGCGUGUCUUGCAUGUUUCUGCACAUACGAGGCGAAGAAGCCCCUGAUUUUACCGCGGUUUUCUGUUUUGCCUCAACCACCAUGGUCUUGUCCCUAGCGACACUCAUCAUGAAGGGACUCUGUCUUCUCAAGCAUGGGCCCAGUGGCUGCAGUCUCAUGGACUUCGGCAUGGCUCUUAAUGAACCAUGGUUGGCUGGGCACCUCCAGCCCUGGGGUUGA
Messenger RNA from Diaporthe amygdali, 432 nucleotides. RefSeq lists its product as uncharacterized. The record is from RefSeq and is a predicted model, not a curated record. The coding region runs from base 1 to 432 and encodes 143 amino acids. The transcript is spliced from 2 exons. NCBI's taxonomy places the organism in Eukaryota, Fungi, Ascomycota, Sordariomycetes, Diaporthales, Diaporthaceae.